GCUGCCCUCUCCACCCCUACCCAACCAAGGGGGCUAUAGCACUCCCUCCCCAAAGAGGCAUGCAUGAGGGCAUCUCAUGGCACUGUCUUCAGGGAUGGCCCUCUGGGCUCUUCCUCAGGAUCCUGGAAGUUGCCCUUCCCUUCUCCCAUCUGAUGUGGCACAUCAGGAUCUCUCUCAGGGCUGGGGCAUUUGGUUCCCCCCAGUCUAGGAUGGCACCUGUUAAGAGGAAAGCUGCUUUUGGCAACCCCCUGCUCUGGAGCACCCACAGCCGUGAAGCUACCUCAGCAUCGUAAGUGGGCCCGAGCGAGACCUGGGUGCCUGUGAGUGACACACGGGCAUCUCUUGGGGCCCCCCAUGGCCUGGUCUGGGGACCAAUGGGAUGGAGCCCCAGCAAAAUGGAACUGGCAAUCUGAGUGAGCGUGUGCCUGCCAGCCUUCCCUACUCGCCUCUGGCCACAGCGCUCAUCCUGAUGGCGGUGCUGACAGUGGCCCUCGUGACGCUCAUGGGGAAUGUGUUGGUGGUGCUGGCUGUCUACACCAGCCGGGCUCUCCGGGCCCCACAGAACCUCUUCUUGGUGUCUCUGGCUGCGGCGGACAUCCUGGUAGCCACCCUCAUCAUCCCCUUCUCCUUGGCCAACGAGAUCAUGGACUACUGGUGCUUUGGCAACCUUUGGUGCCGGCUCUACCUAUCACUGGAUGUGCUCUUCUGUACAGCCUCCAUCAUGCAUCUCUGCGCCAUCAGCCUGGAUCGAUACUGGGCAGUCACCCGAGCUGCCCGGUACAACCUCAAAAGGAGCCCCCGGAGGGUCAAGGGCAUGAUUGCGGCCGUCUGGGCCAUUGCCGCCUUUGUCUCCCUGCCACCCCUUUUCAAGUCCACACACGAGGACCAGGUGUGCUUGCUGCACGAUGACACCUGGUACGUCCUGGCCUCCUGCACAGCCUCCUUCUACGCCCCCUGCCUCAUCAUGGUGGCUGUCUACUGCCGAAUCUACCAUGUGGCCAAGCACAGGAACUCGGUGGUCAUUGCAGCAAGACGCAUGUCCUACCCCAACCUCAUCUCUGUGGCUAAGUGUGAUGCCAGCAGAGUGAGCAUCCAGCAGCACUCCGGGGAAGUGCAGAGUGCAGUCCUGGAACAUAGCCAGCUUGCCCACGCCCAGCCAGGCUUGCCUCGGCUCUCUCGCCAAUGGAGGGUGGAAGAGCUGGGGAACAGUGGGGCCAGGCUCCGUAGGGCCCCCCGGCUCUCUUGGUCCAUGUCCUCCAGCCAGCAGCACCGUAGAAGCCGGGACAUGUCCGUCUCCACCAACCGGCUGAUGCAGGCCCGGGAGCGCAGGUUCACCUUUGCCCUGGCUUUCAUCAUUGGGGCGUUUGUGCUCUGCUGGUUCCCAUUCUUCUUCACGUAUAGCCUUGAAUCUGUGCUUGGGAAGGAUUGCUGCAUCUCCAAGCCUCUCUUCAAAUUCUUUUUCUGGAUCGGUUACUGCAAUAGCAGUUUCAACCCCAUCAUUUAUACUGUCUUCAACCGGGACUUCCGCCGAGCCUUCCAGCACCUUCUGUCCCGGGCUGACCCACUUACGUGUGGAAAAUGAGAAUCCUGCCAGAGGAUUGGUGAAGUGUGGGUGUGAGAGAAAGACAUACAGUGGUGCACAGGAGACUGGGGGGCCUGGGGUUGUAAAGCAGGUAAUUGAUGGAUGCUGGCUGAUAACUGAAUAUUUUUGCUGCCAGUUAUACCAGCAAACAUCCAACAAAGCUGGAGUAAUGUGCCAGUGACAUAAGUGUGCCAAGUGAUACACAUAGCUUAUUUGGCCUGCCAUGUGUACCAGGUAAUAUGCCAGGUUUAUUUGGUCUGGCAGUGGCCUAGAAUCCAGUUUACACACCUGUCUGUCUCUCCAGAAAAAAACUGGCAUGGUGGUUGGGGAGAUGGGGCACAAAACCCAUUUUUUUCACUUGUGGCAGAAUAAUCACAAAGUUUUGUCAUUCCUGCUAUAAAAGCAAACGGGGUAAGUGUUCUCCUCUCUGCUGCUUUGGCUUAGGGGUUUAAGUUACAUUGUUCACACUCAGAGAUCAGUGUAAAUCCAUGUUCCUGAAAUGUUCUUGCCCCUGGGAGCUUCACACCAUUUCUUUGUCAGAAUGCUCUGUAUGCAGGGGGGAGAUGGCUAAGGACUGUGGAAGCAAAAAAAUUAAAUGCAGUGACUUGUUUCUGUGCUGGGACUAAAGAUCUCAAUUGCUUCUCCUCCUCCAAAUAUAUCAUUCCACAGUUACAGUGGCAUUUUGUUUGGCUCUUCAGCUAAAGCAAGAACAUUCCAAAAUUCACACAUGUCUUCAUAAACAGGACAGAAAAGAUUGGAAGUUUGAAAAGAAAUUGAAUGAGGGAGAAAGCAGAACUGAAAGAUUCACUCAAUCUUUCGAGGGAACUGUGGGCGUAUGAAGAAUAUAAAAAGUGCCUUUCUAGGUCAGACGGAAGGUCUGGGUGAUUCACUAUCAUUAGCUCUGGGAAAUUCACAAAGAACACAUGGUGGAUAUAUAGCCAUGAUACCCUCUUUUUUGAUCUCAGUGCCUCAUAGCCAGAGGCAUACUGACUCUGAACAUGAUUUCUGUGUCACCUUUAGGCCUGAAGUGCUGGAUUUGUGGCCCACACCCUUUUCAGAGAAAGCAGCAAUACAGGGAGACUUGGCAAAAGUCAUUCAUUUCACCGAGGGCACUGGGUGCAGGAGCAGAAAACAAAGACUUGAACAAGAGGCUGGUCAGCCCAUCACUGUGAUUUUGAAAAACAGGAGAAGGCUGGUGGAAAGUGGUGUUUUCCUUGGGAGCAGAUUUCCUGCAGGGACUAGGGUGGUGCUGGGCAAAAACCAUUCUGUUCGUUAUUUAUUCAGUCCAUCCCUUGUUUCAGGGACUAAGUGCUUGGCUUUCGGGGUAUCUGCCUUGUGUCUCUGCCUAGCCUGUUUCUUUGCAGAUUAGAGGGGAGCUGAGCAAAGCAAAAGGAAGACCAGACACAGAAUGAGUCAGCCAGCCAUCUGGCUUCAGGUCUGAGAAGCAUUGCCCCAGAUCCCACUGCUGGACAGAUGCCAGCAAAG
Molecule: messenger RNA, 3067 nt
Organism: Sceloporus undulatus (fence lizard)
Lineage: Eukaryota; Metazoa; Chordata; Lepidosauria; Squamata; Phrynosomatidae
Product: alpha-2Db adrenergic receptor-like
Exons: 1
Coding region: 380-1582 (400 amino acids)
Biological process (GO): adenylate cyclase-activating adrenergic receptor signaling pathway
Cellular component (GO): membrane
Molecular function (GO): adrenergic receptor activity
Source: RefSeq, a predicted model, not a curated record